This is a messenger RNA of Aspergillus caelatus, 709 nucleotides long. RefSeq names its product mago nashi family protein. Bases 41 to 511 code for a protein of 156 amino acids. Gene Ontology annotation, biological process: RNA splicing. The transcript is spliced from 7 exons. Gene Ontology annotation, cellular component: exon-exon junction complex; nucleus. The record is from RefSeq and is a predicted model, not a curated record. NCBI's taxonomy places the organism in Eukaryota, Fungi, Ascomycota, Eurotiomycetes, Eurotiales, Aspergillaceae. Gene Ontology annotation, molecular function: ATP binding.
GUCUGCCACAGCCGUUACUGGUGGAGAGAGCCUGGAGAAGAUGUCGACGCAAAAUCAGAACGAACCUUUCUAUCUUCGCUACUACUCAGGUCACUCUGGGCGGUUCGGACAUGAAUUCUUAGAAUUUGAUUUCCGCUCCCUUGGUGAUGGUCGCAGUGCCGCCGUGCGGUACGCAAACAACUCCAAUUACCGCAAUGACUCCCUUAUCCGCAAAGAAAUGUGCGUGAGCUCGUCGAUGAUUCAGGAGAUCAAACGGAUUAUCAAGGAUAGCGAGAUCAUGAAGGAGGACGAUUCCAAGUGGCCCCAGAAGAAUAAGGACGGACGACAGGAACUCGAAAUCAGACUUGGAAAUGAACAUAUCUCCUUUGAAACCGCGAAAAUCGGCUCGCUGGUGGAUGUGACCGAGUCCGCAGACCCAGAAGGUCUUCGGGUUUUCUACUACCUUGUCCAGGAUCUCAAAGCUUUCAUUUUCUCUCUUAUUUCUCUUCAUUUCAAGAUCAAGCCUAUUUAAGACAGUUACUUCACAAGGGUACGAGGUUGUUCAAUUAAGGAUUCAAAAUAAGGGCGUUUUGGAUGGCGAGGCAAUUGAAGUCCGAGAGUCAAUUUCGCAAUACAUAUACAAUGGGCAAGUGAUGACGCAAUACUAUAGCUAGCAACCGAUAUCUACAGAGUGCGUAGCAGAGAAAUAAAUACCCAUCUGAUGACCUAA